AUGUCGAUGGAGGCCCUCUCAACUUUCCGUCUCUUCUUAGGUGGCUUUCUGCUGGCCGUCUCUCUUCCACUAGGUGACGAAACCCCUGCAUGCCCUAGAGGAUGGAGGCAGCUCAAAGGAUACUGCUAUGGGUUCUUCAACCUCAACGUGAAUUGGAUGAGAGCGGAGCUGGACUGCCAGUCGAUACGGCCCAACAGCCACCUCGCUUCCAUCGUCAAUGAAGAGGAGACGCAUCUACUGUCCAAGUACCUCUAUGAAACCUACACUCAACGAAAAUCCAUCUGGAUUGGGAUGUAUGAGAAUAAAAUCAGAACUCUAGAGAAGAGGUACUUUGAGUGGACGGAUCGGACCGCCAUCAAUUAUACGUCCUGGGCACCAGGAGAACCGCUCCACGUAAAGAAACAUUGUGCAGCCCUGAGCAAACCAG
Messenger RNA from Pseudonaja textilis, 427 nucleotides. The record is from RefSeq and is a predicted model, not a curated record. Lineage: Eukaryota; Metazoa; Chordata; Lepidosauria; Squamata; Elapidae.